AUGCAUCGUGUGGUCAUUGCUAUAUUAUUCAUCUUGCUACCUUUUACUUAUGGUGCAUAUUUACCAACACUUUUCUGGGACACCAGCAACCCAAUGUAAGUAUAUAUAAACUCGAUUCAACAUUAUACACAUCGCGAUGUCUAGAGCUGAUUAAGAAUUCAAAGGCAUCUGAUUACAUUACGUAACUCGGUUGACUACAGGACCGAAGUUUAUUGGUGUCUGAUUACAACAAUUUCUCCUCAGUCAAACGUUAGAAGAGUGCUUCCACUUUGACUCUACCAAACAGCACAGGUUUUCUUUGAGAACUCUGGUUUCGUUCUGAAGUAACACUGGAUCAAUAAGAGAUGACUCUUACCGGACGUCUAGGGAGAACAGUUUAGAACUGAUAGAGCUAUCCAAUAUAAAUUAAAGCUGGUUUAGUUUUAGUCAUGGUUAUUUUAAGAUGCUCGAUGCUCUACACCCUCUGUACAGAGGAAGCCGCACAACAUCUUUAUCAAAACUUUGUGACAUAUAAACAGAGUUAGUUACAGUUACAUGCAACAAUCCACACCCUUUGUACAAAGGAAGCCAUACAAGAUCUUUAGAAAACUUGUAAACACUUACUUACAGUUACAUACAGCAAUCUUUUGUAAGCCAAUAUUCAGGCACGAUUGACCUGGCCAUAACAGGAACACUAAAGAAAAAAAAACAAAGUGCAACUUAAAACAUCCUGUAUUUGCGUGCAAGCCUCCUAAACUAAACUAACUUUAUUUAUACUCGUGACAGCUCUAUCAGUUCCAAACUGUUUUUCCUAGAGGUCCAGUAAGGAUCAUCUCUUAUUGAUCCAGUGUUAACUACAGGAGGAAACCUAAACUAAACUAACUUUAUUUAUACUGGAUAGCUCUAGCAGUUCUAAACUGUUUUUCCUAGAGGUCCAGUAAGGAUCAUGUCUUAUUGAUCCAGUGUUAACUACAGGAGGAAACCUAAACUAAACUAACUUUAUUUAUACUGGAUAGCUCCAUCAGUUCUGAACUGUCUAAAUCUAAAGUUAAACCUUUACAUAAUUUAGACUAGAGAAGCAGUUCUGGGACGAGGUCGUACAAGUGAAGAUAUAUGAUUUUAUAACAUUUGUUUGUCCGAACGAUAUUAUCAAAAUAAGAGGCAGUGAACGAAUGAAUACAGAUGGACGUUUUCAAAAUUUGUAUGUCAAAGAGGUGCCGGCGGACAUAAAAAACUUUGAUGGCGCUUGCGAUACAAGUGGUAAGUACUGUACUAUAAAGAUUUUUUUCAAGUCGUUCAGACACAAACCACGACAGCUAAUUGUAGAAGAAUACUACCUUCACUGGAUCACCACGUUUGAGAUAUCUUUUUCAGGUAUUUCAGAGACAAAUAACAUACUAAAUCGCGUCGUGUUCUUUGUGUUACUUAGAGAACUCCACAGCCAUUUUUAUAUUGAACUGUGACAAACCAAAGGAAUUGAAAUACCAGAAUAUUCAAAUCAAUCUUAAUCAAGCCCACCCUGAUCUACCCAGGUUUGAAUAUGGCAAAGAUUACAUGUUCUUUGGUGAGUAUAAUAUCACAGUGCAUGGGUCAGCGUAUACGCGAUGACAAAGGUUAAAUAAUUCCAGCAAUAUGCAGUUGUUUCAUUAAAAUUUCACCUCAGUCACAUGUCAGAAGAACGCUUCCAGUUUGACUCUACCAAAUACAACAAGAUUCCUUUAAUAGUAAAAUUGAAUCAUUAAUCUUGGCCCUUAGCGGGCCUCUAGGAAGAACAGUUUAGAACUGAUGGAGCUAUCCACUAUAAAUAAAGUUAGUUUAGUUUAGGUUUCCUCCUGUAGUAACACUGGAUCAAUAAGAGAUGAUUCUUACUGGACCUCUAGGAAGAACAGUUUAGAACUGAUGGAGCUAUCCACUAUAAAUAAAGUUAGUUUAGUUUAGGUUUCCUCCUGUAGUAACACUGGAUCAGUAAGAGAUGAUCCUUACUGGACCUCUAGGAAGAACAGUUUAGAACUGAUAGAGCUAUCUAGCAUAAAUAAAGUUAGUUUAGUUUAGGUUUCGUCCUGUAGUAACACUGGAUCCAUAAGAGAUGACUCUUACUGGACCUCUAGGGAGAACAGUUUAGAACUGAUGGAGCUAUCCAGAAUAAAUAAAGUAAGUUUAGGUUUCCUCCUGUAGUAACACUGGAUCAAUAAGAGAUGGCCCUUACUAGAACAGUUUCGACCUGACGAAGCUAUCCAGUAUAAAUAAUAAAUCCAUAUUUUUCUCUUUCUUCAGCGACCUCAGACGGAAGAGAACAAUCUCUAACUAAUAAUACAUCGAAGAACUGUACACUGGUUUUUAGAAUUCAUUUUAGUGAGAAAGAAGUGCAAUCUCCCUCCUGCCCACUCUUUGACAGGAAAAAUGGUAAUACAAUGUGCUCGCUAAAACUUAUUCAUAGAAAAUUUAAUAAUUGCUUUGCCAGGCUUUAAUUUCUGCUAAUAAAAAAAUCCUAUUCAUUUUUAGUAUGUGAGAGCAACAAGCCACCGCAAACAGAGCAACCGACUACAGAGCAACCGCAUACAAAGCAACCGAAGCAAAACG
Paramuricea clavata is the source of this 2559-nucleotide messenger RNA. The record is from the annotation of a GenBank genome assembly. Lineage: Eukaryota; Metazoa; Cnidaria; Anthozoa; Malacalcyonacea; Plexauridae.